CUCGCCUCCUCACAGUUUCUCAUACACACUCAUCAAGGUCCGGAAGCGACAGGGCAUUGGAGAAUAUAUAAUAACCAGCCUGAGCUACUACUACCACCACCGCCACCCCAAAACAAUUCCUGAUCAUAACCGUCUUAACUUCUUGUUUUCAAUGAGGGGAAGGAAGAAGAUGUAAUAAGUUUUGUUUUAAAUCACAAACAUUUCCAUUUCAACAAUUACAAAGAGAAAAAAUAAUUUGGUGAAUAAAACGAAGUAAAAGCAAAACGCGAGACAGGGGGAAAGAUGGCAGCGAACAGUACAACAUUCGCCAGCAAAACGAAAACCAAGAAGAAACAUUUUGUGGCUCAGAAAGUAAAGCUGUUUCGAGCUAGUGAUCCAUUGCUUAGCGUCCUUAUGUGGGGAGUCAAUCACUCGAUCAAUGAGUUAAGCCAUGUCCAAAUUCCAGUUAUGUUGAUGCCAGAUGACUUCAAAGCCUACAGCAAGAUAAAAGUAGAUAACCACCUGUUCAAUAAGGAGAAUAUGCCAAGUCACUUUAAAUUUAAGGAGUACUGCCCUAUGGUGUUCCGAAAUUUGAGAGAGAGGUUUGCAAUUGAUGAUCAGGAUUACCAGAAUUCAGUGACACGCAGUGCUCCCUUUUCAAAUGAUUCACAAGGUCGAAGUGGAGCUCGUUUUCACACCACAUAUGACAGAAGAUACGUGGUGAAAACUAUAUCCAGUGAAGAUGUGGCUGAAAUGCAUAACAUUUUGAAGAAAUACCAUCAGUAUAUUGUGGAAUGUCAUGGGAACACCCUCAUUCCGCAGUUCCUAGGAAUGUAUCGAUUGACAGUGGAUGGUGUUGAGACCUACAUGAUUGUCACAAGGAAUGUCUUUGGCCAUCGACUCCCUGUUUACAGGAAGUAUGAUCUAAAGGGUUCCACAGUGGCCAGAGAAGCUAGUGACAAAGAAAAGGCCAAAGAGCUACCAACAUACAAGGACAAUGAUUUUAUAAAUGAUGGGCAAAAAAUUUACAUUGAUGAGAACAACAAAAAGAUGUUCCUUGAAAAACUCAAAAAAGAUGUUGAGUUCCUUGCUCAGCUGAAGAUCAUGGAUUACAGUCUUCUGGUUGGUAUUCAUGAUGUUGAGCGAGCUGAACAGGAAGAGAUGGAGUUUGAGGAUGAAGAAGAAGAAGGAGAAAGUGAUGGGGCUGGAGCCCAUACAACUGGAUCAUGUGGAACCCCUCCAGAUAGCCCUGGGAAUACACUGAACAGUUCAAAGCCAUUAGCUCCUGGUGAAUUUGACCCAGCUAUUGAUGUGUAUGCCAUAAAAAGCCAUGAAAACUCCCUGAGGAAGGAGAUUUACUUUCUGGGAAUUAUUGACAUUCUAACACAUUAUGAUGCAAAGAAGAAAGCUGCACAUGCUGCCAAAACAGUUAAACAUGGUUCUGGUGCCGAAAUCUCCACCGUCAACCCGGAACAGUACUCGAAACGCUUUGUGGAAUUUAUCACCAGUAUUUUGACAUAGCUUAACAUGGAUAACACAUGCAGAGAAUGGGAGGGAUGAUAAAAAAUAUGAAAAUGAAAUGGGCUAAAUGAAGUGGCAUCUGCAGUGUUUGUCUUGCUGAAAGCAUUCCCUUUUACAUCUUCUGAAUAAGAUGACUGAUGGAAAAUAGCUUUAACUGCUUCCUGAAACUGCCAGCACAGUACUCACAAUUAAGAACUUUAUUUUGUGGGAAGGAUAUAAAAUCGGAGUGCACUGCUUUAGCAACACUCCAAAACUCGCUGUGAUGGAACUUUAUGGGGGGAGGUACUUUCAGUAUGGGAAGAAACUGCAUGUUAAUUGACAUACAGCAAUUACAGGUUUCAAAUUAUAAACUGUGGAUCAGUUUAUCACUUGAACUGAAAGAUGCAGAGCAGUAUUUGUUUAUCUUGCUAAUGUUCCACUUCCAUUGUGCACACUGGCACUCCUCAAGAUAGCUUCACGGUUUAUUGUUUCUUCAAAGGGAGUCUUAACAAAAUACAACUUCCAAAGUCCUGUUGUGUUGAGUUAGUCUCAAUCAUCACUUUAGGUAGCUUGCACUAAUUGAGUUUAAAAGUUAAUAAUACUUCAAGCAAGAGAUCAGAUUAAGAAAUCACAAAUUUUGGUCACAUUUGUUCACAGUAAUUGAGUGUCUCAAAGCUCUGAUAAAUUAACUAAGGUGUCACAGUACAGAAAAGAUGCCAAUUAAGUGUCAGAAUCUGACUGAUGAUUAUUUAUCAUCGUUUUAGACCACAUUUUAAUGCAUUUCUAGCUUUUAUUUGAAAAAAAUUAAAUAAAUUGUUGGAUAAUUGAAGUCUCCAUUUGCACAACAGAUCCCAUUGUAGCAGGAUUUGAAUAGCGUGUGGGAAGAAAAAUUGAAUUUGUAACAUUUCAGACUAUUGAUCAUUAUUUGUGCAGUUUGAUUUCAUUAUUUCAUCUCAAUGUAAAAGAAUUUUCAAUUCACGUUAAUAGUGUUUACAAGAGAAAUGUCUGAAAGUGUCACAUGUGAGCAGGUUUUUUUAUAUGGAUUAGUUUUCAAAUAAAAUGUCCUUAUAGAAGUCUUUCUCCACCAUGUUCGAGCAGAUCUGACACCUAUUUAGCAUACUUUUCACAUUGAGGAAGAGAUUAAGACUAUCUUAACACAACAGUAAUAUUUCAGAAAUCACGGUUGCCUUUUUAGUUUCUGCAACAUUAUUUUUAGGUAUUAUGUAAAUAUGUAAUAAAUGGUUGCUUGAAUUUAUGAUCAUAUUUGUUAUUUUAAGCAUGAAUUAAUCUUUUCUGUACUAUUUCCACUAUCUAAUUAUGCAGAUUAUGUCCUAUUAAAUAAAAUAUGCUUAAUAUGUUUAAAGAUUACACUGUGCAACAAGUGUGCCUUUUCCUAGGUGUAUCAUUGAAAUUGCUGUUACGUCUAUACAAAUUUCAUUGCUGUGUCCUCCCCAGACGUCUGGGAACUUAAGCAGGCAAAGGAGUGCCAGAAUGCCUUUUCCUAUUAAAAAUGUGUCAAUGCUGUUUGGACUGCAAUUUUUUUUAAAUGCUUCACUUAGGUAGCAAUUACCUAGAUUAAACUAGGAUUCUAGUAUCAGCAUCUUCAGUGGCCAAAGGCAAUAUCAUCAGUGUGACUAUGUAAUAAUUUAACAUGGUUUUGUUACUCUUGGUAAAGUGAUGUUAACGCUGUUAUGUAAAUGUACAGUUAUAUAUUUUACGUAUUUAAAAAAAAUCCAUAAUCACUGUGCCGGUCAUGUUCAUUUCAAAUUUUCUGUAAGAUGCUGUACUUUCCAUUGGUAAUAGGACCAGAAAAAACAAAGCCCAUUUGGGGGAUAAAGAGGUACAUGUGCAAACAAUAUAUUUGGGCAAAAAUCCCCCUCUGUGGCUCAUCUGUGUAUUUUAGAUGCUUCUGGCAGCUUAAAAUAUAAAUGCACAAUGUUUUGUCUCUAUUAGGUCAUUCAUGUAAAUAAUUUUUUUUGUUAAAGUGAUGCAACUUCAUAAAACAUGUACUAGUGCUACAUUCUACACACUCCAUAACUGAGCUUUGCUUUAUGAAAUAAAGCUCUCUUUUGUCUCAAAA
Molecule: messenger RNA, 3559 nt
Organism: Hemiscyllium ocellatum (epaulette shark)
Lineage: Eukaryota; Metazoa; Chordata; Chondrichthyes; Orectolobiformes; Hemiscylliidae
Gene: pip4k2aa
Product: phosphatidylinositol-5-phosphate 4-kinase, type II, alpha a
Exons: 10
Coding region: 283-1500 (405 amino acids)
Biological process (GO): phosphatidylinositol metabolic process
Molecular function (GO): phosphatidylinositol kinase activity
Source: RefSeq, a predicted model, not a curated record